Molecule: messenger RNA, 1881 nt
Organism: Oppiella nova
Lineage: Eukaryota; Metazoa; Arthropoda; Arachnida; Sarcoptiformes; Oppiidae
Source: the annotation of a GenBank genome assembly
AUGCAGGUCUCCGAAGUGAAUGACAUCAAGAUCUAUAACCUAAGUCACGGGAAAACAAUCCCCGAAUGGCUGUCCGACCGGAAGAAGCGACUGUUGCUGAAGAAAGACGUGGAUCUGAGACGACGGAUACAACUGAUCCAAGACUUAGAGAUGCCGGCCGUGAGUCACGGGAUCCAAGUGUCAGGCGAUGGUCAGUACGUGAUAGCGACGGGUGUGUAUAAGCCUCGGGUGCGAUGCUAUGACGUGAACCAACUGGCCAUGAAGUUUGAGCGCUGUUUCGACGAAGAAGUGGUCAAAUUCAAUGUCUUGUCGGAGGACUACACGAAACUGGUCUUCCUCUUCGUCGACCGAUAUGUUGAACUCCACUCACAGUUUGGGCGAUACUAUCGCAUCCGAAUCCCUCACUUCGGAAGGGAUAUGACAUAUAACACCAGUUCCUGUGAUCUAUACUUUGUGGGCGAUUCCAGUCAAGUGUAUCGUCUGAACCUCGAAGUCGGCUCUUUUCUCAAGCCAUUCGACACGACGUGUAUAUCGUUCAACACCUGUGCUCUCAAUCCACACCACAAUCUGUUUGUCUGCGGUUCGCACGAAGGAAUGGUCGAAGCGUUUGAUCCGAGAUCUAAAUCACGAGUCGCUGUCUUAGACUGUGGACUCAAUUCAGUGACUACUGAGACGAGCGUUGAGGGCAUGCCUUCUGUCACUCACAUCGCCUUUAAGGACGCCCUCCAUAUGGCUGUGGGGACGGCCACCGGACAGGUCCUCAUGUAUGACAUCAGAGCCAACAAACCGUACUUCGUUAAGGACCACAGGUAUGGACUGCCCAUCAAAGACAUUGAAUUCAUCGACGGACUCGACUUAAUCGCAUCAAUGGAUUCAAAGAUCAUAAAGAUAUGGAACCGACAGACAGGAGAGCCCUAUACUGCCAUUCAGGCGGACUCGGACUUCAAUGACAUAUGCAUUGUCCCGAACACAGGGAUGAUGUUUGUGGCCAAUGAGGCGCCCAAAAUACUCUCGUAUUAUAUGCCGAGUAUAGGACCGGCGCCCAAAUGGUGUGCUUUUCUCGACAGAAUCACCGAAGAGUUGGAGGAGUCGACUGAGAACACCAUUUAUGACGACUACAAGUUUGUCACCCAAAAAGAGUUGGAAGAGUUGGGGUUAACGCAACUCAUGGGAACCAAUCUAUUGCGGGCUUAUAUGCACGGCUUCUUCCUCGACAUCCGACUCUAUCAUAAAGCGAAGGCCUCUUCCAAUCCGUUUGCAUACGAAGAGUACCGCAAAAAGAAGAUCAAAGAGAAGAUGGAGUCCGAGAGAGGGGAUCGGGUGGUUGUGAAGAGCUCUCUGCCUAAAGUGAACUCAGAAUUGGCUCAACGAUUGGCAGAAGAAUCGCAAAAUAAGACGUCGAAGAGCUCUAAGAAAUCUAAACCCGAUUUGUUAAGUGACGACAGAUUUAAAGACAUUUUCUCGAAUCCCGACUUUGAGAUCAAUGAACAGAGCGAUGAGUAUAAACUACUGCAUCCUGUGGUCAAUAAGUUGUCUAAACCUCAGACAAAGUCUUCGGAGGAAUCGAAGGCUAAAUAUAUUCAUAAUUUUGAAGAGAUUGGAAGCGACGAAGACAUGAAAGGGUCGAGUGAUUCGGACUCUGAAUCGGAGGGAGAGUCGGAAAGUGAGAGCUCUGAUGACAAUCACAAUUGGACUGAAGAAGUGAAGCAAAACUAUCGCCAAAUGAUGAGAGACGGCAAUAGGAGCGAAGAGAGCACCAGUCGGCCCGCGAACGCAAAGUUUUAUCAAUUAAAAGCCGACAAAACAUUUGCUAAUAUUAAUGAUAUGAACACUAAUUCUGCGAGAAAUGCAUCGAAAGCCAGUUUUGAGGAGAGGCUCAAG